AUGGAACAACGUCAGGAUGCUGAGGAAUGUGGCGCCCGCCAUGAUGAACUCCGGGAUGCGACGACGUCAACUAAGGCUUCUAACGAGGACGAUGGACGGAGUGUGACAAUUAAACACCGCUCUUCGGUAAGUGAAUUAAAGAACGGGAAAGAAAACGUCGUAAAUGGUGUUCAGUCUAAAUUGAAUUUACUUGAAAAUCAGCUCGAACAUUUCAAGGCUGAGAAUAAAGAGCAGACAAAGAGGGAAACGAGUAACGAGAAUGAACUGCUAAGCAAACAAAGGGAAAUCGAGGAGCUGCGAAUUUCGCUGGCAAAGAAAGACACUCAGGCUGAAAGAUACAGACAUGAUAUUGAGGAGCUGAAGAAAAGGGGAAAAUCGGACGAUGGACAAAAGCUGCUCAAGUUACCGAGCCUAGCUAAAGGAGUUUACCCUUCUCUCAAACGAGGAAUACGCAAAUUCCGUGGGGGAAGAGCGGAAAAGCCCAGUGAGUGUGAGAGAGUUGAAAAAGAUUGUACAGUGAAGGAUCGUCAAAUACAGCAACUAGAAAAACGGAUACAAAUUCUUGAAGAUAAUGAGGAGAGAAAAAGUAAGGAUUUGACGGAACUCCGGGGAAAAUACGCAGAAAAACAACGUGAAAACGAGAAACUUGCUGAAGAAUUGAAGGAAAAGAGAGGAGAAAUUAAAAAAAUGAGAAAAAAGGCCCGUAAAUAUGACAGACUUGAAAAACAGUGUUCAGAGAAGGAUCGCCAGAGACAGGAGCAAGAAAGGUUAAUAGAAGGCCUCACAGAUGAAAAGCUCAAACUGAGUAAGGAUUUGCAGGAAAUGAUCAAUAACUAUAAUGAAAAGGAAUCGGAAAAUGUGAGGCUGCGCAAGAAUAUAAUGCAAGUCAAAAAUGAUCUGAGGAGAAAGACCAGCCAAUGUGAAAGGCUUGAAAGAGACUGCUCAGAGAAGGACCAUCUUAUAAAGGAGAAAGAAAUAUUGAUACAAAUCCUCGCUGAUGAAAAGGAAGAAGUCAAUAAUGGUCUGAGGAGAAAGACCAGUCAAUAUGAAAAGCUUGUAAAAGACUGCUCAGAGAAGGACCAUCUUAUAAAGGAGAAGGAAAGAUUAAUACAAAUCCUCGCUGAUGAAAAGGAAGAGGUCAACAAUGGUCUGAGGAGAAAGACCAGUCAAUAUGAAAAGCUUGUGAAAGACUGCUCAGAGAAGGACCAUCUUAUAAAGGAGAAAGAAAGAAUGAUACAAAUCCUCGCCGAUGAAAAGGAAGAGGUCAACAAUGGUCUGAGGAGAAAGACCAGUCAAUAUGAAAAGCUUGUAAAAGACUGCUCAGAGAAGGACCAUCUUAUAAAGGAGAAAGAAAGAAUGAUACAAAUCCUCGCCGAUGAAAAGGAAGAAGUCAACAAUGGUCUGAGGAGAGAGACCUGUCAAUGUGAAAGGCUUGUAAAAGACUGCUCAGAGAAGGACCAUCUUAUAAAGGAGCAAGAAAGAUUAAUACAAAUUCUUGCUGAUGAAAAGGAAGAAAUUGGUAAGGAUUUGGAAAAGAUGAAAGUGAAAUACAACAGAAAAGGGGAUGAAGGUAAUGAAGGAAAGAGCAAGGCAAUACGUGGUGGCAUAUUUGCAUACAUGGAUAACAGGAUCGGUGACGCUGUGACCAUUUUUGACGAGGCCCUGUCCACAGGUACGAGCUCGGAAAUGGAAGCAGCUCUUCUGUAUGUCUUCAGGGCCACCGCAAAGUCUGCAGCUGAAAAGCCUGAUAACUUGGCUAUUAUUAUGGACUGUUGUAUGGCCAUCGAAAAGGGACUUAAGGGAUGGAAAGUAUAUCAGUUACGAGGGCAGCACCUUAUGGAUGAGGGCCUUUAUUCAAUAGCUGUGCAAGAUUUUGAAAUGGUUAACAGGCUUUUACCAUCUGAGGAAACUAGGCGAAAUCUAAAUAUUGCCAAGGAAAAGCUAGCGAAGUGGGUGAAACUGAGCCAUUAUGAGGUUUUGGGUGUCAAACAGACUGACACAAAGGCCGAUAUCCUAAGAGCCUUUAGAAACUUGUCCAUGUUAUACCACCCAGACAGGCACAGAGACAAGCCUGAAAUAUUACAAGAAGCUUUCCAGGAGAAAUUUAAACGAAUUACAGAAGCUAAAACUGUUCUUACAGAUGAAGUAAAGCGAAGGUCAUAUGAUAGAAAUCAUCGGCAGAAAAUGAAUAAUGUUGACCCAAUGUCAAAAGCUCGGCAACAAAGGCAGAGGCAUCCUCAAUUUCACCGUCAGCAGCAGCCGCAUCAAUUUCAUCAUCAGCAGAAUCAGCAUCAAUCUCAUCGUACGAGGCAGCCGCAUCAAUUUCAACGUCAGCAGCACUACUGGUUCAGUAGUUUUGAUUUCGAUGAUAUAAUGAACGGAUUUUUCAGGUUUUGGUAA
Messenger RNA from Macrobrachium nipponense, 2400 nucleotides. RefSeq names its product putative autophagy-related protein 11. The coding region runs from base 1 to 2400 and encodes 799 amino acids. NCBI's taxonomy places the organism in Eukaryota, Metazoa, Arthropoda, Malacostraca, Decapoda, Palaemonidae. The transcript has a single exon. The record is from RefSeq and is a predicted model, not a curated record.